CACAAUCACCAGCUUAUCAGCAGUUGACAUGGCCUACAUUGCCCGGCGUCGGCCUGGUCAAGCAGUGUAAAUCUCCGCUCUGUAAAAGUCCUUGUCAGACCUCACAUAUACACCUGGCCCCAGUCUCGGGAAGCAUUUAUUCACAAUGGACAUAUUUGUAGGAUGGUGUUUCAUGUUGGCUGCAUUCAGUAUCGGGUCUGUACUUCCGAUUUCGACCACAGAGUUGUCUACAACAGAAGCAGCAACUACCUCGACGCCAGAGUUUGUCCCAGGUAAAGUCAACAAUUUGAAGACCACAGUGACGACAUCAUCGUCUCUUGGUCUGUCGUGGACGGCAUCAACAAGUGAUGUCCCAUUCACCCAGUACAUCGUCUUCACAAGCAAGGGAGGCGAAUGUUUAAAAGCAGUCUACAUCCUCUGCCCUCCAAAUGAUAGUAUAUAUGCAUCUGCCGACUGCAAUUCUGUUAUGGCGGGCGCGACUGCGACAUAUGAUGAAUGCCAUGGUGACAUGUCUUACAACGUGACUGACCUGGACUCGAACACAGACUACGUUGUUAGUGUCGCUGCUGCAGCAAAUUUCACAAUAGGGGAAAACUCAACACUCAAAGAGAAGACUCAUAUUGGAAACCCAUCUGCACCAAAGGACUUCAAUGCCUCAGUAAACAACGAAUCCAGUGUGACGCUGUCCUGGACACCCGCUGUUCACAGGGGCGGACCCACCACCUACAUCAUUACAGUGGAGGAGGAGACGAGGUUAAAUUCAAAUAUCUUCGAAGAGGCAAGAAACAUCAGUGUCAGGGGCUUCAACGCGUCAAGUCUUGUUAUUGGCGACCUUCGAAGCUAUUGGAAGUAUACAUUUAACAUCAUAGCUGAAACUCCUGCUGGGAGGUCGGAAGAUGUUUUCCUCUCAUCAGCUAUCUUAACCAAAGAAUCGGCUCCGGGUAAAGUAGAAGACUUGUGGAUAGAUGCGAUACCUGACAACCUUACAGCUGUCAAUGUCACCUUCACCUGCCCAAUUGAAGCAGAGAGACACGGCGUCAUACUGUACUACACUCUAUCUUACGUUGCUCAGGAAACCCACGAGGAGGCAUUUGUGAUAGAAAAUCGACAAGGUUAUAAUAUCUCGUCAGGUCUUGGAGAUUGCAGCUUCACCUCCUUCGUAUCCAUCACACCUAACGUAAACUAUGUAUUUUCGGUUGUAGCGCAUGAUUCAUUUACGGGGGCUGAACAGAAGGAAGUCUUUUUUGGAAACCCAGGAGAGCCUGGGGAAGUGACGACUUUCACUAUGACGUCAACCACCAGCACCUCCAUCACCCUGUCCUGGCAGCCUCCCAGAUUGCAUAACGGCUUCAUCCUGGGAUAUGUCCUGUACGUCCACACAGAAGACGGGGCGUGUCAACAGGCUGUGAACAUUGUCUGUACUGACUGCCAGUCUGAUGGAACCUUCAGAGCAGAAGACAAAAAGUGUCAUUCGUACCGCAAUGCCAGUAUUCAGAGGCCGGGGUACGAAUCUCAAACCAGCUAUGCUGUGACGUCAUUGAUGUCGUACACUAACUACACGGUGACUGUCGCUGCCGUCAACAACGCCACGGUCGGGGAUACAACAACCCUUACUUACCAGACAGAGAUGGGUGUUCCAGCAACACCCACAAUUUUUUCUGCUGCUGUAAUAAACGAAUCAGCCGUAUAUGUCACCUGGAUGCCGCCUGGUCACAAGUCAGGACCAACGAUUUACACCAUCUCUGUACUGGAGGCUGCAGGAAGAAAGGGAAAGGAGUUCGAUCUCAUCAGGAAUGUAUUAGUGAAAGGUUACACCUCUGACCACGUGGCCAUUGGGGAUCUGUUGAGCUCAUGGCGCUACAAGUUCAGCAUUACAGCCAGCACAUCCGAAGGAAGUUCCCCUGUCUUAGACACGGCAUCUACAUCGGUGACGAAGGGAUCUGUGCCUGGCCAAGUACGGAAUCUUACAGUUUCAUCACUUCCUGGCAACUUUACAGCAGUCAACCUAACCUGGGAGUGUCCAAAUGAACGAGAAAGGAACGGGUUUAUAAAGAAUUACACAAUAAAGUGCUCUGAUCCGGGAACACCUACCGUAGUAUAUGGUCACUAUGAACCAGAGGAUCCAUGUACAACCCACACUGCCAUAUUACCAGUACGACCUGAAAAUAACUAUACAUUUACAGUUUUCGCCAAUGCAAUGUACGCGGGAAGGCCGGGUGUGUCAUAUGUGUUUUAUGCUGUUGCUGGCAAACCUCCACCAAAGACUACGACAGAUAUAUUCAUAAAUACAGCAGCUCAAGACAAACACAGCACAGACACGUUCUUUACAGUUUCCUUUAAUAAAUCGACACUUCUGGACUCAACAAAUGGGAACAUUAUUGAAGCGGGAUUUAUUGUCAUGCAAAAAAGCGAAACUUCUAGCGGCCCAGGAAAUGUGACAUCGUGGAACACAUGGAUGAACUGGUACAGGUGGAAGAAGGCUGGGUAUAAGGGUUCUUACCGCCCCACUCCAGAACAUUACCUGAUACAAGGCAGGAGAAGAAGGGGGGCUUCUACUGAAAACGACGAUGCUCUUACAUCUUUCCUGGUUGGAAGUGAUGGGAGUUGUGACAAUAAACAGGACCAAUUUUGUAAUGGACCUCUGGAACCAGAGACCGUGUAUAAGGUUAUGGCAGUGGCAUGCACCAACGCUGGCUGUACAUCUACUAAACCUUUUGGUCACUUCAGAACAAGCUCAAGAGGGACUGGAAAGGAUAUGACGCCAUGGAUUGCCUUUGGUGUUACCGCCACAGUUCUUCUGUGUACCAUCAUAUCCUUUGUUGUAUAUAUGAAGGUUAUUCAACCAGCAAGAAAACUGAAAUCUUACAGUGAAGGGCAUCAUUUGGCGUUAUCUGAUAGAAAUGAACAUGUUGUGAAUCCAAAAAGGGUGCAUCCGUAUAAAAAAGUAUAAGAAAAUGCCUCCAAUGCAGAAAUGCCGUUUUCAAGCAGCAAUGUACAGAAUACUUCCAGCAAUGAAGAUUAUGAAAAUGUAGAGAUCAAUACAAAAUACCAGACAUAUGAAAUAUUAAAUCUGGAUGUGAAUGACGAUGAUGGCAGUUUGUACAGCGAUCUGCAGGAACGGCUGUGAUGAUUUGCAAACAUCAAAUGACAACUUCAGUAACAUUUGAUAAAUAUUUUCUUAAUAGGGCAUUGUUACACCCAACGAUACAAUGUAUUUGUGUUGUUAAUCUGU
Messenger RNA from Haliotis rufescens (red abalone), 3232 nucleotides. RefSeq names its product phosphatidylinositol phosphatase PTPRQ-like. The transcript is spliced from 22 exons. The record is from RefSeq and is a predicted model, not a curated record. NCBI's taxonomy places the organism in Eukaryota, Metazoa, Mollusca, Gastropoda, Lepetellida, Haliotidae. Gene Ontology annotation, molecular function: protein binding. The coding region runs from base 146 to 2950 and encodes 934 amino acids.